AUGUCAACUCAAUCAAAUGAAUCGUCAACUCAAUCAAAUGAAACAGCAACUCAGUCAACACAUGUAAAAAUUCAAGAGCCAAUGGCUACUGAAAAUUCAGACAACACGAGUGAUCAAGAACUACAACCUGAAACAAUUGGUACACCAGAAUCUGGAACUACACUUGGACAUCAUUCACCACAUUAUACUGAUGAUAAAUCAACUGAAGAAGCAGUCGCUAUAGGAAUCUUCAAAUCAGUUGUUGCAACAUUAAAAUCUUCAAUAGUAAAAGAUGUUUUACAAGCAUUACAAAAUCCAGAUACUAUCAAGAAUCAACCGCAAAAAUCACCAACAAUUAAAAUGGGUCAUGAUUCAAAUUCUACAAUUAAUACCAAAAAUGAUCAAACAAAUAUAAUUGACAGCAAUACAUCAACAAUUUCAACGAAUAAUCAUGAUGUAACUUCCACCAACUUAACUAAUAACAAUACUUCAACUACUUCAACUAAUUAUGUAAUUGAUAUAAACCAAACUUUUAAACAAAUGAAGAAUCAGCAGGAUGAUAAAAAAUGGGCAGCAUUAUUAGCUUCUACAAUUGAUGCAAUUGACUUUAGACAUUUGGAAAAUUAUCCACCAUUAAAUGAUGCAUUAUAUGAAAAAAGAAUAUGCAAAUAUUAUCAAUAUUUACAAACCAAGGAAAAUAAAUCACCAGAUGAGCAAGAUUUGAUUAAGAGACAGGCAAAUUAUCCUUCAGACAAAGUUAACGAUUUAUACCAGUUUUAUCGAUUUUUACAAAUACUAUUAAUUUUCAAAUACCAACAAUCGGUCCCUGAUUUCAAGUUGAAUAAUCAAAUUAGAACAGCUGCUACUGGAGUUAAAGAUAAAGAUUUAGACGAAAUUGUUCAUUUAAGCAUUAAAAAUAAUAUUUUGAAUUAUCAAAGUGUGAUUGAAUACAAGUCAUUGAUCGAAUAUGUUAGAACAGCAAUUAAAGAACCAGCUUCUGAAAACUUAUUAGAACAAGUCCAAUAUAAACUUAAAGAUCCAUCAUAUAAAUCACUUACAAAUAUCAAAUAUCAAAUUAUUCAUUAUAUAAGAUCAGAUCAUGCACGUAGAAUUACUAAACUAGAAUGGAUUCAUAUGUUAUCGUCCAUCUUCAAAACAUUUCCCACAUAUAUUAAAAAAGCAAUUGAUAUAUUAGAUAAUCAGGUCAAAACAGAUUUCUAUUUAAUACUUAAUCAUGAGUCAAAAGUUGAUGAAUUAAACGAGUUAAUUGACAUUGAUUUUGAAACACAAUGGCUAUACAUGGAUAAAGCCUUAACAAAAAUAUUGACUAUAGAGAAAGAAGACUAA
Messenger RNA from Lodderomyces pseudojiufengensis, 1326 nucleotides. RefSeq lists its product as uncharacterized. The transcript has a single exon. The record is from RefSeq and is a predicted model, not a curated record. Lineage: Eukaryota; Fungi; Ascomycota; Pichiomycetes; Serinales; Debaryomycetaceae. Bases 1 to 1326 code for a protein of 441 amino acids.